AUGCCUGCGCCCCUUCAUUCAACGCUUUGGGCAGAACCCAUCAGCCCGGUAGGAUAUGGAUAUGGCGAGUCCAGAGCGCCUACUGCACCUUCGCAGUCAAAGAGGCCAGGACGAGCACGCCUGUCCCCCGCGGAAGAGACUGCCAAUCGAGCCCGAGAAGCUCGCGAGGUGUCCAGACCGGCACCAGACGCGAUGCCUCAGAAGGUGAGGAAUGCCUUGGUUGCCACACGCACAAGGCAAGAGGUAGACAAGGACCAGGAGGAGACUGAGAGAUACGAAGACGCCGAGGAGGCAGUCCCAGACUCCGAGCCAGUCAGGUCUGCCGCAUCCCUGCAAUUGCGGGACGCAGACCUGCUGGAGGCAUGGUCCCGCGGCGAGAUGCUGAUUGUUGAGGAAGAGGCGGAGGAGGUGAACACUCAACCAGCAGGCCAAGAGGACUUCCUGAACGGAAAGGCCUCUCGCAGGCGCAAGCGAGUGCGGAAGCGGGUGCGGAGGAUCCAGGAGCAGCUUGAAGUCGUAGACACUCAAGAUGAUUGGUGGCGAGAAAAGGACGAGAUUGCCACUGGCGAGAUUGAGCUGGAGGAGCUGGAGCAAGAAGUGGAGUGCGAAUGCUUCUUGGAAGGCGAGGAGGAGGAGGUAGGCUUCCACGAGGACUAUGAGGAAGACAUUCUCGAGGAUGCUUGCUUCAUGCAAGUGUCUGAAGAGGAGGUUCUCGAAGAGGAGGUGCUCGAGGAAGAAGAGGUGCUCGAGGAAGAAGAGGUUCUCGGGGAAGAGGAGGUUCUCGAGGAAGAGGAGGUUCUCGAGGAAGAGGAGGUUCUCGAGGAAGAGGAGGUUCUCGAGGAAGAGGAGCAGGAGUCGGGAGCCUCGCUGGUUCCUGCGGCGGACGUCCAGGACGCAGACGCGCAGGAAGGUGGGCCCCCGCGCAAGCGAGCGCGACUGGUUCCGGAGGGCCGGGCAGUUGGACUGCGGCAAAGGCCUCAGCUGGUUCCGGCUGCCAAAGAAGAGGCUGAACUCAAAAGAGCCCGGGCUGCGCCCGUGCAAGCGACUUACAUGCCGCCUCAUGAGAAGCGGCGUCGCUUGGAGCUGGCCAAGUGGAGUGAGAUCAAGGCUGCGUGGCAUCGGAAGCUGGAGGAGGAGGAAGCCACUGGGCCCAUGGCCAAGAAGAAGCUGGCGCCCAACAUGAGGAAGUUGGCACGGAGCUUCGAGGCCACUUUGGAGAGGCCUGGCACUUGCUGCUGGAAUCAUUUGCAGAAAGACGAGAGCGUUCAGGUUUCGGCCGAUGGGCUACGGGCACAGUGCGAGCCCGGCUGCAUGGAGCCCAGCGGCGUCAAGGGUUUGCCCUUGGUGGCGGGGGGCCGGUACCACUUCGAGGUGGAGCUCCGCAGGGGAUGCUCCUUGAUGGUGGGCUGGAGCGCAGCCCUGGUGCUGCCCUCCGUGACCUGCACCGGUCGCAGUGCGUCGCGGCGAUUGCUUGGAUACUCCUCCGACGGUGCAAUCAUUGGUGACGAAGGUGGCUCGGUGUCUGCUCCGGCUUUUGGCCGCCCGGGGGAUGUGAUUGGCGCUCUCCUGGACUGGCCAGAAGGAUCCUGUGGUCCGCGGGUGUCCUUCAUGUUGAACGGGCGCAGCCUCGGUGUGGUCUUUGAUCUUCCGUCAGAAGGCGUCUCCGCGCCGCCUCUGCAGCCGCACAUUUGCCAGGGGAACGGCAGACCAUUCAGCAUCCUGCUCCGCGGCGCGUCGAGCCAGGCUCCUUUGCGCUUCCCCGUGCCGGGCUACCGACCCCUCGGCAGCAUGGCGGAGAAGCACUUCUCCCCUUUCAGUAAGGCUGUGGAGAUUGCGACCUCGGAUGACUUGGGCACUGGACAAAAGCCGCCGCCAGCGGCCGCCCGGCGGCUCAUCCACAGCAGCUUGGGCCUGGCCCUGCCGCUGCCGCACUUGGCGCAGGACAGGAGCUUCGGGAAAGCCACGGCGCAGCGCGUCGUCACGAGGCAAGAGAGCUUGUAA
Effrenium voratum is the source of this 2001-nucleotide messenger RNA. The record is from the annotation of a GenBank genome assembly. NCBI's taxonomy places the organism in Eukaryota, Dinophyceae, Suessiales, Symbiodiniaceae.